This is a messenger RNA of Neohortaea acidophila, 1614 nucleotides long. RefSeq names its product general substrate transporter. The coding region runs from base 1 to 1614 and encodes 537 amino acids. Gene Ontology annotation, biological process: transmembrane transport; carbohydrate transport. The record is from RefSeq and is a predicted model, not a curated record. Gene Ontology annotation, cellular component: membrane. The transcript has 2 exons. Lineage: Eukaryota; Fungi; Ascomycota; Dothideomycetes; Mycosphaerellales; Teratosphaeriaceae. Gene Ontology annotation, molecular function: carbohydrate:proton symporter activity.
AUGGUGCGUUUCGUUAUCAAGCCGCCGCCCGACGAUGCUGGCAAGGCAUGGCCCGCCAUUCUGAUCGGCCUGUUCGUCGCCUUUGGUGGUGUGCUAUACGGCUAUGACACCGGCAACAUCAGUGGUGUCAUCGCCAUGCCCUACUGGCUGCAGCUCUUCUCCACCGGCGCAAAAGACAGCAUGGGAAACCCGGCCAUCACCUCCUCGCAAUCCAGCCAGAUCGUCUCCAUCCUCUCCGCAGGUACAUUCUUCGGCGCCCUCUCCGCCGCCCCAGCAGCAGACUUUUUUGGUCGUCGCAUCGGGCUCAUGAUCGGUAUCUGCGUCUUCAUGUUUGGCGUCGUGUUGCAGACUGCCUCGACCUCUCUCGGCCUCCUUCUGGCAGGACGCUUCUUCGCCGGUCUGGGUGUCGGCUGGUCGUCUGCGACCAUUCCCAUCUACCAGUCCGAGACGGCGCCGAAGUGGAUUCGUGGAACGAUUGUCGGCUGCUACCAGCUGUGCAUCACCAUCGGUCUCCUCAUCGCUUCGGUCGUCGAUCACUCGACCGCCGAUAUUCAGUCAACGGCAUGCUACCGCAUUCCCAUCGCUGUCCAGUUCGCUUGGGGACUCAUCCUGCUCAUCGGAUUGAUCUUCCUGCCCGAGACGCCUCGUAUGUGGAUCAGACGUGGCAAGCCCGACCGAGCGGCGAAGUCUCUGGGCAAGCUUCGCCAGCUCCCCGUCGACCAUCCCGCCAUCAUUGAUGAGCUGGCCGAGGUCCAAGCUACGCACGAGUACGACUUGUCCCUUGGCAAGUCAACGUACGCAGACUGCUUCCGGGGCAACUACGGCAAGCGUCUCUUGACUGGCUGCCUCCUGCAAGCCCUGCAACAACUCACCGGCGUCAACUUCAUCUUCUACUACGGCACGCAGUAUUUCAAGAACUCCGGGCUGAAGAAUCCCUUCCUCAUCAGCGUCAUCACCGCCUCCGUCAACGUUGUCUCCACCUUUCCCGGCCUGUAUCUGGUCGAGUCGUGGGGACGCCGGCCUCUACUUCUCUUCGGUGCCAUUGGCAUGGCUGCAUGCCAGUUCAUUGUCGCUGGUGUAGGCACCGGUAUUGGACUUAGCAAUCAGGCGGGCCAGCAGUGUCUGAUUGCUUUUGUGUGUUUCUACAUCUUCUUCUUUGCAUGCAGCUGGGGUCCCUGCGCCUGGAUUAUCACAGGAGAGAUCUUCCCCCUCAAAACCAGAGCCAAAUCCCUCUCGAUGACGACCGCAAGCAACUGGCUCCUCAACUGGGCCAUCGGCUACAUGACGCCCUACCUAGUCGACAGCGGCCCAGGCAACGCCGACCUGCAGUCCAAAGUCUUCUUCCUCUGGGGCAGCUUCUGCUUCAUCUGCAUCUUCUUCGUCUGGGGCCUGAUCUACGAAACCAAGGGCUUCAGCCUGGAGGAAGUCGACGAGCUGUACUUGAAGGUCGGCCGGGCGUGGAAGUCCAAGGGCUUUGUGCCGACGGUGCGCUUUACGGAGAUUCAGGAGUCGGGCGCGGCGCAUCGAAGUGCGUCGUUGGCGGAGGCGGAGAAGUAUGCCGGGCGGCAUGCUAGUGUUGUCGAGCACAGGUACGACUCGGAAUUGAAGGCGUGA